This is a messenger RNA of Lytechinus variegatus (green sea urchin), 2475 nucleotides long. RefSeq names its product zinc transporter ZIP1-like. Gene Ontology annotation, biological process: zinc ion transmembrane transport. The transcript has a single exon. Gene Ontology annotation, molecular function: zinc ion transmembrane transporter activity. The record is from RefSeq and is a predicted model, not a curated record. Bases 689 to 1714 code for a protein of 341 amino acids. Lineage: Eukaryota; Metazoa; Echinodermata; Echinoidea; Temnopleuroida; Toxopneustidae. Gene Ontology annotation, cellular component: plasma membrane.
UCGCACCGUCAUUCACUGACCUUUCAAUCAUUUCACCCUCAGGAUUAUCGAAGGGAACCUAUAGGCCUACGUUAGUCUGUUGUGCAAACCCUUAACUCGAUUUAUGGCGUCUGAAUACACAGCCUACGAUGACUUGUGUGUACUGAAGGCCCUACAGUGGGAAAAGUCAGGGUCUGUGCCUGCAGACUAGGCCUACGUUGCGAUAUUGUUAAAAGCCAUUGUACAUGUAAUUUGGUACACUUAUCAUGCGCAUGCCUUCAAAGCCGAGUUAACAUCAUUCGUGUUUGGGAUCCGACAAACAUGCUCUAGUGCCUUUUACUAUUAUUUCUGCCUGCUCUCUGUCUAACAGAUUCGAGAACAAAAAAGGACCACAUGUUGUAAAAUCUCACUGCUAAACUGUGUCGCGUAUAUCGACCCGCAAUCGACCAUGACCCUGGAUCAUAUAGCUGUACUAUAAAAUAAGAACUACAGUAUUAUUGCAUUCUGUGCAAUAUUCUCUCGCGGAGCUCACAAGCGUCAACUUUAACCGUAACGAGGUUCCACUCGCUCUGUACCUAACGCUUCGUGUAAGACAGUGCAGUGUAAAUGAUUGCUAGCAGCUGUAGCCCCCUUUGUUAAGUGUAGCCUGGCGAGAGCCUGGAAAUAAUUAUAUUAGAAACUGAGCAAUAUGAUAUAAAAUAGGAUAAGGAUGGAAACCGUUGCUUUGAAAGGUCUUGGCAUUGGAUUGCUAUUUGCCUUGUCAUUUGUGGGAGGAUUGAUACCCCUGUUAUGUAUCGGAUCCCAUUCACACGGGGUGGCUGGAAGCGCCGUUACAAGACGUGUUGUUAGUCUCCUGAACUCUGCCGCAGCAGGAAUAUUCUUGAGCAUCGCUCUUGUUCAUCUGCUCCCAGAGGUUGGAAUGAUCUUUGACACGUCGCUAAACCUAACUCAUCAUGAUCAUGACCACGAUGAAGGGGGGCAUGGACAUAGCCAUGGUUUCGACUGGGCGGGUUUUACCGCUGGUGUUGGCUUCCUGCUCGUUGUAUUCGUGGAGCAGGUGAUGAUGUUGUGUCUUGAGCGCUCAGAGGCAUCUGACUCUGACAACACCUCGAUUGACCGAACUAACUUGGUGAAGUCUACGGCCAGCGAUACGGACACUGGUGUUCACAGCGACUACGGGACGCUCCGUCAACGAUCACCUUCGGAUUGCAGGAGCGAAGCCUCAGAAGCAGCUUCUGUCACAUCCUCUAUUACGAUUCGACAAGGCCUUGAUGACCUCCAACCAAUCUCUUCUUUCCGAGCUAUCAUCCUCCUUGUCUCACUCACCUUACACAGUAUCUUCGAAGGACUAGCUCUCGGCCUCCAGCUUGAUAAAAGUGACACUGUAGAUUUACUGAUUGCCAUCUCCAUACAUAAAGGCAUCGAGAGUUUCACUGUCUUGCUUCGGUUCGCCCAGUUACCAGGGAGGAAUGUUCUCAAGUGGAGCAGUCUCGUGAUCUUUUCUCUUGCUUCUCCACUCGGCAUCGCUAUCGGCAUCCCACUCGCUGAUCCAUCGGUCAACGCUGAUGCUCUACUGGUCAAUGGAAUUCUGCAGGGUUUGGCCACGGGGACAUUUAUGUUUGUGACGUUUGUGGAACUUCUCCCGGUGGAACUUGCAGGGAAAAAUGAUAGGCUUCUGAAAUACUUAUGUCUUCUGGCGGGAUUUGGACUCAUGUGUGGAUUGACACAAAUUUGAUAAUAUUGCUGUCUAGCGUAAUAUAUUUAAUAUAUCACUAUUUAAUAUUCAAUUUGAUAUAUUUAAUACAUCACUUUACACCUACGAACGAAUUGGCGUAAAAGUUAACUUUAUUAAAUAUGACUUUGCAUUUAAUGGCAUAUCGUGUUAAGAUAUAUAAAAAAAUGUUUGAUUUCGUUUCAUUUUUUAAUGUAUAAUAACAAUACGAUUAAUUUAUGAUACAAAUAAUAGCUAUAUAGAUCAAAUUGAUAAUCUUGAAAUAAACGGAAUUUGAUUAAGAGAAUUAACCAUUCUGACUACCCAAGUAAAGCAUGUAUAGAUGAUGUAAAGUGCAUUAUUAAAAAGAAAAUUACAUAGUCAUUGUUGCGUGCAUUUCAUAUCAAAUAUACGUUUUCUCUAAGAAAUUAGUGUCAAGCAAUUAUUCCAAUGACGUAAUAAGGAACUUUAAUAAAAUGAUUACAUGAAUAUUUCUUGAUUUCUAGCUAUUUCAACAAAAGUGAAUCGCCUGUAUCAUUCCAGGUUUAAAAUCUUUAUGCUAAAUCAAAUCUUGUUCUUCUAAAUUCAAAUGCAAACCUGAAAAAAAAAAACAAAACACUGAAGGCCAAAAAUAUCCCGUGAACAUCCUAGCAGUACGGAUAACCUCAUGGAAAUGGAAUGUUAUGAGUAUCAUCUUCAAUUUCGUAAUUUUCGCUCCACAUCGGAUUCAAGAAAACAGAAAAUGUAUUGUCAAAUGACCUUCGUGACAAAGAGCAACCAAGAAG